AUGGUCACCUGGAAUUACUUCGAAUCAGCUCACGGCAAAGGUGCUGCAGAUGGAGUAGGGGCAGUUGUUAAACGCACUGCUGACGCUGGUAGAGAUGUUGCAACAUUAGAUGGAUUUUUGAAAAUCGUAAAACAAAACACACAAAACAAUAACGUGGCAACUGUUGAAGAAUACCAAAUAACAGAAAAAGAUAUGUUGAUAACUUCAGAACAGUUGAAACCAUUAAAAGGUACAAUGAAAGUCCAUCAAAUACUGUGGCAGAAAGAAAAGGACCACCUAAUAUUCAGAGAAACUAGUUGCUUUAUAUGCUUGGACAUGAACUGUAAACAUACAAAAUUUGUCGGUAAAUUAUGCUAUAAAGACAAAGAUGAAUCAACACAUAUUACAAAUAAAGAGAAUGAAGAUAAUAAUAUGAAUGUUGCAACCACAAACGUAAUCCCUAAAACUACACCAAAUAACAGGACUAUUAAAAUAUUAAGAAAUGUUUUACUAACGCCAAAGCGCAAAAGAAACGAAACCACCGCUAAAAUGCUGUCUGAUUUAAAACCUGAUAAUAAAUUACACUUGGACCCUAAUGUACAAAUUGAGAAUAUGGUAUAUCAGUAUAAUAUUUCUGGCAGUGGCAGUGAUAUCAAUUUUUCAAGUGUAUUUCAAGACUACGUUCAAUCUACUCGUACAUUGCAAUUAAGCUCAAAUGAAAUAAUUGAUGGCCAGUCUAAUGUUCUUGGAUCAUCAUUGCUGUGUGAUGAUUUUGCAGAUUCACAAAAGACUGCAUUUGAUCCUACCUGCGAAGUUUCUGGUCAUGAAAGUGAUACAGAUUCGAGUUCAAGUUUCAAUAUUUUUGAGUUUUGA
Parnassius apollo (apollo) is the source of this 852-nucleotide messenger RNA. NCBI's taxonomy places the organism in Eukaryota, Metazoa, Arthropoda, Insecta, Lepidoptera, Papilionidae. The record is from the annotation of a GenBank genome assembly.